GGCAUAUGCGGCUGUUGCACGUACGUCGCGCGCGCACAGUCGCUCGAUUUCGUAUACAUAUUCGCGAUCGCGCACAUUUUAAACGUACUGGCCAAAGUAUAACAACACGAAUGUGAUUAUCAUUAUUUUUUUUUAUAAAUAAGCCUCCGUUGAUACGAUUGUUUAUGAUCGAGAAAUGAAAUCCAAUUAAUCGAUAGUGUUGAACGUAUUUUUGUUCGAGCAAAAAUACGAAGUCAAUUCAGCGAUAGUGAUGUGAAUUGAUUUUUUUGUGCCCGCAAGUGAAGUGAUAUGUGACUUAAAUGGAGUUUUAAAGGCCCACCGAUACAGAGAGGGGCAUACGGCUGUAUCCACACAUGUCACCCAAAAAUGAUUCCGAUUAUAGUGAGAGUGUGGUGCGAAAGUGGCGUGGGCUGGUCUCCCACAGCUGUGCCGGUGACGCCACAAACCACCAGCCGCGAUGUGCUGGACUGUUGCAGGGAGCCGGGAGACGAGCCCUGCUUGCUUAUCAGCGUGCACCCACAUCAUGGAGUUCACGUUUUACGAGAUGCCGAAUCACCCCUGGAAGUGGCUUCAGCAUGGGGACCUGAUGUCCAGUUUGUGCUCAAGUACAUUGACGAGGAGACGGGGAGCACGGAUAAGAGCAAUGGUAUGAAGGAACCGGGAUCACCUGAGGAAUUGUUGGGGGAAGGGGUGGAGCUGACGCUCGGUGAGCUGCGCGCGAUGGCGCUCCGCCAGCAGCAGCAGAUCGACACGCAGCACCAGCUGCUGUGCGCCAAGGAACAGCGGCUGCGGUACUUGAAGCAGCAGGAGGCACGCCAGCAUCAGGUGGCAGUAGAAGGUGAACGGCUACGAAGGUUGCGCGAGCGCGUAGAGGCUCAAGAACAGAAACUACGCAGGCUACGGGCGCUGCGAGGACAGCUCGAUAGAAACAAACAAACUAAUAUAGCUCUUACAAGUGAUUUAGAGUCAAUACGGGCGCUAUUCAAUGAGAAAGAAAAGGAGCUAUCCGUGGCGGUGGCGAAGGUGGAAGAGUUAACCAGGCAGCUGGAGGAGCUGCGGCGAGGUCGGGUCCAGCCCACACCGCCCUCGGCACAUGAGCUGGAUAAAUUGCGACGGGAGCUUAUGUAUCGCAACAAGCUGAACGAGCAGCAGAACGGGCGGCUGUCGGCGCAACGGGCGGCGCUCGGCGCGCGGCAGGAGGAGAUGAGGAGCAUCGACCGCCGCGUGUCCGAGCUGCAAGCGCGGCUGCUGCGGAAGCGCGCUCUCAACCGCCAGCUCGCUUCUGCACACAGGCAACCACAACAAAGAACGAACAAUUCAACGCCCAUGCAGCAGCUCCCCAACUAUCCGGCAGGCAACAAUCAAAUGAAUAGUCAACCAAAGAACCAGCAGGCGAGAGGCAACGUGGCUGCCGUGGAGCCUUACAAUCACAUACCACAUGCUCAGAGCUUACAUAACAAUAACUUCCAGGCUAUGAAACAAAACAACGUGCCAUUAAAACAACUAACUCAGAGUGAUAACAUGCAAACACAUCUAACCCAGCAGGAGGCUCAUUAUCUUCAACAGAAGCAAAUGAUGAAUCCUCUAUACAACGGAAACUAUCCGCAUAUGCAACACCCCGGGCAAGAUAAUCAAUACCCAGGACAAUAUCCCAACAAACACGACAUAAAUGCAUUUAAUCACGUUCAACAGGGUAUCACAAACGCGUACGACGGUAAAAAUAUUUUCGAACACGUCAAUAAGUACCCAGAAUAUCCCAAGCAACAAUAUCCCGCUAACAACACCAAUAGUUCAAAUAAUACAGGAAAGGAAGCUAAAAUAAAUGAGCAAGAAUUUCCACCGGAGUUCGCGGCUAGCAAAUCGGAUCCGAAAUAUCAAACAUUGCCAUAUAAUACCAAGUUCCCUCCAAAUACGAACGGUAAAGUUAAACAAGAGGUCAACGGUAAAAGCAACGAAGUGGAUAAGAAUCAAAAUCAACAAAAUGCAGCUAAUAUAAAUCAUAUGACGGUGCAUUCUACUCCGCUAUCGGUCGUGAACAAAAGUUUGGCAACGCCUUUGAGUCAAGAAGCAGCAUAUCAAGAACAUGCAUAUCAAUUACAAAAAUCGGAUUCGUCGAGUAGAUGUAAUCAAGAAGGCAAAGAGAAUCAUGCAUAUCCUCAGAAUUCUAGGUUAAGUCAAAGCAACAGUCAGAAUGACUCGAGAAGUAAUGGAAAAAAUCAGGGUAAUAUUUUAAAAGGAAACUCACCUAGCCUUUUGUCGAGUACGACUUCUGCCAGCAGUUCUAUAGGAUUCGGGAAACCCGUAUCGAGUGUAGCCCCUACAUCGGUUCAGGUCUCGAGCGGCAAACCAUCACCCAUAUACCAGACAUCCUCAACAAAAAUCCAACCAGUUCAACCACAAACCGUUCAGACUCAAAGCAUAUCCGUACCAUCGAAUCACGUAGCUAGUAACAUGGUCAAUUCCCAAAACCAGAUCAUAAGAAACACCGCAUCAGGACUAUCGAGUAGCACGGGGAGCUCUAACUACAAUGGCCAGAACGCAUCGUCACAAAGCAUCCUUUUGUCUCCUCCGCAAAGCGCCAGCACGCCGCUCUCCACCCCCGAUGUUAGCGGCACCGACAAAUCUCCCAAACCAGCGCUACCUCCUAAGCCUAGCAUUAAGACUCCACCACGGCAGUCGGCCAAUAACGAUAUAGGCUAUCAGUCAAGUGACGCAAACCCACCGACGAUUCCAGACUCAUCUAAUGACAGCGAAUCGCAAAAUCAAAGAGAAAACAGUAACGGUAGUAGCGGAAAUGAAAUGAUCAUUAAAGCUCGUCCUUUAACCAUACGAAAACCACCCCUUAGCGAACAACCGAAAUUAAGAAACCACAAUAAUGCUAAGAAUGGGAUCAGUGUCAGCAUAAAUAGAAGGAUUGAAAUGCCACCGGCUUUCUUAUUCCCCGAAAUGGAUCAUAUGGCACUAGACUCCCACAACGAUUUGCAAAAUGGAAAAGAGAGAUUAAAACAGAAGGACGAAGUGGACAGAUCAUUGAACAACAACAUAUCAAACCUUAGUGAUAAGCAGGAAGAUAGUAAAGAUGUCGUGUCCGAUAUAACAGAGCAAAUCAGCUCAGUCGAUUUGAACGGUCAGGAUUCUCAGAGAUCUGAGAAUGUGCUGAGGCGGUCAAAGAAGGGUAAUUUAAAGCAAGGAGGGAAGGCUCCACUAGCGAGGCGAGUGAGCUUCGACCCUCUUGCUUUACUGUUAGAUGCUAGUCUUGAGGGUGAGCUUGAACUUGUAAAGAAGACAGCUACACAGGUGCAAAAUGCGAGCGCUGCAAAUGACGAGGGUAUAACAGCUUUACAUAACGCCAUCUGCGCGGGGCAUUUUGAAAUAGUCAAGUUUUUGGUAGAAUUGGGUUGCGAUGUGAACGCACAAGACUCAGAUGGUUGGACGCCAUUACAUUGUGCCGCUUCUUGCAACAAUCUGCCUAUGGUUCGAUUUCUUGUUGAUAAUGGUGCUUGUAUAUUUGCAACAACUCUAUCGGAUCACGAGACAGCAGCCGAAAAAUGUGAAGAAGAUGAAGAAGGUUUUGACGGCUGCUCUGAAUAUCUUUACAGCGUCCAAGAGAAGCUCGGCAUAAUGAACGGCGGCACAGUGUACGCCGUGUUCUCGUACACGGCGGCGCGCGGCGACGAGCUGUCGUUCGAGUCGGGCGCGCGGCUGCAGGUGCUGCGCAAGGGCGACGACAGCGAGCGCGAGUGGUGGUGGUGCCGCAGCGACGCCGCCGAGGGAUACGUGCCCAGGAACUUGCUCGGGUUAUAUCCAAGAGUAACCCCACAGCAAGAAUGAAAAUAUCACGGCGUAAUGUAACGGACCUAAUCAAUUGUAAAUACGGUAGUUAAUUAUUUUUUAUGUAUUUAUAUCAUUGUAUGUAAUCUACUUUACAUUGUAUACAAUUUUAUGAGAUCUAAUAUUUUGUAAAUAUUUAAAUAUGUAAGUUCAAAACAAAUGAGAUUAUAUUGUAGAUACAUUUUAUAAAUAUGCGAGUCAUCAUUGUAACGGUUUGUACCUAUUAUUCUAGGAUAUUUGCAAAAAUUGUGAAAUAUUACACAUAAAUUGACAAUACAAAAUAAUUAUU
Zerene cesonia (dogface butterfly) is the source of this 4120-nucleotide messenger RNA. It is a transcript of the gene ASPP, whose product is annotated as apoptosis-stimulating of p53 protein 1. NCBI's taxonomy places the organism in Eukaryota, Metazoa, Arthropoda, Insecta, Lepidoptera, Pieridae. Gene Ontology annotation, cellular component: nucleus. Gene Ontology annotation, biological process: regulation of apoptotic process. Gene Ontology annotation, molecular function: p53 binding. Bases 367 to 3831 code for a protein of 1154 amino acids. The transcript is spliced from 18 exons. The record is from RefSeq and is a predicted model, not a curated record.